Molecule: messenger RNA, 1362 nt
Organism: Plectropomus leopardus (leopard coralgrouper)
Lineage: Eukaryota; Metazoa; Chordata; Actinopteri; Perciformes; Serranidae
Product: D(1) dopamine receptor-like
Biological process (GO): positive regulation of MAPK cascade; adenylate cyclase-activating adrenergic receptor signaling pathway; G protein-coupled dopamine receptor signaling pathway
Cellular component (GO): plasma membrane
Molecular function (GO): G protein-coupled receptor activity; dopamine neurotransmitter receptor activity, coupled via Gs
Source: RefSeq, a predicted model, not a curated record
AUGAAUAAAACAACCGCCUUGGCGCUGCUAGGAGCUGGCAGCCGUGAGGAGUUACCGGCGCACCGGGUUUUAACGGGCUGCGUCCUGGCGCUGCUUAUCAUUUGGACACUUUUUGGCAACUUCACGGUGUGCGCAGCCGUUUGCCGUUUCCGGCACCUGCGCGCCAAAGUAACCAACAUUUUCAUCGUGUCCCUGGCUCUGUCAGACCUCCUGGUAGCCGUGCUGGUGAUGCCCUGGAAAGCUGUGGCUGAGGUGGCUGGCUUCUGGCCGUUUGGGGGAUUCUGUAAGACCUGGCUGGCGUGCGACAUCAUGUGCUCUACGGCCUCCAUCCUCAACCUGUGCGUCAUCAGUGUGGACCGCUACUGGGCGAUCUCCAGCCCGUUCCUCUACGAGAGGAGUAUGAACAAGAAGGUGGCUUCAGUCAUGAUCGGCGUGACCUGGACAGUCUCCGUGGUCAUUUCCUUCGUCCCCGUGCAGCUGAACUGGCACCGGGCGGAGAUGAGAAAUCCAUUUGGGGAGGAUAUGGCGCUUAAGCGUGGUGAUGGAAGCUGUGACUCCAGCCUGAGCCGCACCUACGCCAUCUCCUCAUCCCUCAUCAGCUUCUACAUCCCCGUGGCUAUCAUGAUUGUCACAUACACGCGCAUCUACCGGAUAGCGCAGAUGCAAAUCCGGAUGAUAUCCUCCCUGGAGCGGGCGGCGGUGCACGCGCAAAGUUGCCGCUCGGAUGUACCUGAACUGUUUCCUGACCUGUGCACGGAAAUCGGUGCCAGCUCAUAUCAGUCUCAAAUCAGUCUCCAUCCUGACUCUCAGCGCUCUAACCGGGAGCUCACAGUCUCCAUCAGAAAAGAGACAAAAGUCCUUAAGACUCUCAGCAUCAUCAUGGGUGUCUUUGUCUGCUGCUGGCUGCCAUUCUUUGUCCUGAACUGCGCUCUGCCCUUCUGUCCAGGGCCAGAGGCCCCGGGAGCGCAGCGGGGCCCUCACUGCGUCAGCGAAAAAACCUUCGAUGUGUUCGUGUGGAUCGGCUGGAGCAACUCGUCCCUCAACCCGGUCAUUUAUGCGUUUAACGCGGACUUCAGAGACGCCUUCCUGCGCCUGUUGCGCUGCCGCGGAGGAGGCUGCUGCGCCGCGGUGAGCGCAGCGGUGGAGACGGUGAUGGCGAGCAACGAGGCCGCACACAUGCAGCAGGAGAGCCCGCCGAACGGGAAGCUGGUCGUCUCCUGUGCAAUGAAUAAUACCAGGGGGAGCGAGGACAGCGGGAACACCACGGUGACUGUGUUUUAUCACAGAGGGACGGCCGCGGAGCAAGUGAUGGACACCGACGAGAGCAACGACAAAGACAGACUGACGCACAUACCCAUAUAA